AAAAUAGUUGUAGACGCACAGAGGAAUAGAACUGAUAUGGUAAAUCGCAACAAAAUUAAAUAUAAAAUUAAGGAAGAUAUUAUUAAGUUAUCAGAUUAAUUGAACUCUAUAUAUUUACGAGUAUCUUUCCAUUGUUAUAAAGAUGAGCAAAAUGCUAAGACUAAUAUUGUGUUCAAUUUUUGUGUUUGUUGGAAGUGAGUGUGCAAAGAUUUUAGCAGUGUUUCCAGGACCUUCAAUAUGUCAGCAAAAUGUGUUUCGGCCUCUAAUGAUAGAGCUAGCUAGACGUGGACAUGAAAUUACAGUGAUAACAACAGAUCCAGCAUUCCCUAAAGACCAAGCACCUUCUAAUCUAACUGAAAUAAAUGUGCACAAUAUAUCAUAUGGGUAUAUACCGAAAGUCCUCAAAAAAAAUGGAACUGAAAAUGAAGAAUUCGAUAUUAAUACAAUUUGUGAUAUGAAUUUAAAACUAGUAGAUAUGCAAUUACAAUCUGAUGAAGUUCAAGAAUACAUUCGCAAUAAUAAAAAUAUAGACUUAUUGUUUGUUGAAUCAUUCAUACGACCAACACUAAUAUAUUCGUUUAUAUAUGAUGCCCCAGUUAUUGAAUUCAGCUCCUGUGGCUUCUUAUCUACAUAUCUAAAUAUAGGAGCAGCUUCACACCCUAUAUUCUACCCAGAUACGAUCACUAGAAGAGUUUAUAAUCUAACUUUUUGGGAUAAAAUUACAAAAUUGUAUAAUUUUUAUUCAUCAAAUAUCAUUUAUGAUAAGCAUGCUGAUACGGAAAGCGAAUGGUUCAAAAAAGUUUUAGGUCAAGAUGUACCAAAUAUGAAUGUUUUGAGGAGUAAAAUUCAUAUGACCUUUUUAAAUGUGCAUCCUAUUUGGGAUUCCAACCGUCCCGUUCCUCCGAGUGUGGUGUAUUUAGGAGGCUUGCAUCAGAAACCUCAAAAGGAACUACCACAGGAAUUAAAGUCCUAUCUUGAUUCAUCUAAGUAUGGUGUUAUAUACAUAAGUUUUGAUACCAAUGUUCAGCCUGUCUUGUUUCCACCGGAGACGUUAAAAAUAUUAACUGACGUUAUUUCCAAACUUCCAUAUGACGUUUUGUGGAAGUGGGAUGGCGAUGAGCUUCCUGGACGACCACAUAAUGUAAAGAUUUCAAAAUGGUUACCACAGUCUGAUUUAUUACGACACCCAAAAAUCAAGCUAUUUAUAACACAAGGGGAUUUGCAGUCUACGGAUGAAGCGAUUGAGGCAGGAGUUCCUCUCGUCGGUCUCCCGAUGUUUGGUGACCAAUGGUUUAAUGUAGAACAAUAUAAUCGUUUUACUAUUGGAAAAGGACUCUUAAUAGAAACUAUGUCAGAAAAACAACUAAUGGACGCUAUUAGAACUGUGAUUAGUGACGAAAGAUAUCGUCAAAAUAUUGCCAAACUUCGCGAUAUUGUAAAUGAUCAACCGCUGUCCCCGCUGGAGCGCGCCGUGUGGUGGACGGAGUAUGUGCUGCGACACGGUGGAGGAACUCAUCUACGUGCCAACGGAGCUGGCGUUAGUUGGACCGACUAUUAUGAACUAGAUUUAGCAUUGUUGCUAUUUGCUGUAAUCACUGUUGUUUUAGCAAAAAACUUGAUGUUUGACUGGAAAUCUUCUGUGAGCCUUCAAUCAAAAUUAUCCUUUCGUUCUUCUUUCUAG
This is a messenger RNA of Melitaea cinxia (Glanville fritillary), 1681 nucleotides long. RefSeq names its product UDP-glucosyltransferase 2-like. Bases 143 to 1681 code for a protein of 512 amino acids. The record is from RefSeq and is a predicted model, not a curated record. Lineage: Eukaryota; Metazoa; Arthropoda; Insecta; Lepidoptera; Nymphalidae. Gene Ontology annotation, molecular function: UDP-glycosyltransferase activity. The transcript has 5 exons.